Messenger RNA from Zygosaccharomyces rouxii, 177 nucleotides. RefSeq names its product cytochrome c oxidase subunit VII (gene COX7). Lineage: Eukaryota; Fungi; Ascomycota; Saccharomycetes; Saccharomycetales; Saccharomycetaceae. Bases 1 to 177 code for a protein of 58 amino acids. The transcript has a single exon. The record is from RefSeq and is a predicted model, not a curated record.
AUGGCUAAUAGAGUGAUUGAGUUACAAAAGAUUUUCCAAGGUUCCGGUAAACCUCUUUGGUGGAGACACCCAAGAUCUGCCUUCUACUUGUGGCCAUUUUACGGUAUCUUUACCGUUGCUCUUGUAGCACCAUUUUUGUACAUGCCUAAUGCUGUUAGAGGUAUCAAGGCCAAAUAA